CGAAGAUCUGGCGUUGUGCAGCUAUAGAGUAGCUUGAGCCAUCGCCAGAGCGCCUUUUCAACCCGUAAGAGUCGUGAAAUUCGAUUGGCAGAAAAAGCAGGAUGAUCCGCCUGGAGUGCACACAGGCGGCAGAUCAGUAGAUGCACACGAUAGAGAAGGCCGCAUGCAUAUGUGUCUGUGCGUCGAGCAUAGAUAAGCGGCAGUCAUGAGGGUGUGUCCUUGUCGCGGCUUCUUUCAGGUGGGCGCGGCGUUUUUCUGGUAGUAGUGACCAAAUCGAUGGACGCCGACGACAUCCCGGUGCUUGACGAGGUCAUCUUCUCGUUGCUGGACCUCGUCAAAGACGGCGACCCUUCUGUGCAGGUGCGCCGACACACGCAUUCAACACACACACACACAGGGGCAGCUCUCCUAUGUGCGUGUGCGUGUGUGUGUGAGUGUGUGCAUCAGGUGUCGAUCAACUCGUCCAUCAACGUGGUGGCCAAUGUGCACUUCACGCUGGUGGUCCGCUCCAUCUCCUCCUUCCUCGAAGUCAGGCGCACCUCAGCCAACCACCAGCUGGGCCUCUUGAGGCUCCUCUGCCAAGUACUCGGCAUAGCCACCGACACCAACAAAAAGACCACAACCACCGACAAUGGAAAGGUACUCAGAUCCACACACACACACACGCAUCCAUCUGUCGUGUGUGUGUUGGGGGGGGGCGUAGGAGCCUGCGGAUGGCGAUGAGUGCCUGUUGGACCAUGAGCAGGACCACGAGGGCGAGCGGCCGGACCUGGACGACGACCUGGCCAAGUCGCUGGCGGACUUCAUGGUCAACGAGAUGGUGCUGCUCAAGUACGGCGACGGGCGGCAGCGGGCCAUGGGCGACGUCCUCGUCUGUUUGGCGUCCAGCAACCCUCCCGUCACCUUUGAGACCAUCCUCAGCGCACUCGACAAACAACAGGACAACCAAAACCCCUCCCAAAACAGCAGGAAAAGUGAGCUCCAUCCAUCCAUCCAUCCAUCAAUCUAUUGAAUGCGUGUGCUCCUUUCUCUUUGCAGGUCGACAGCUGGAGGCCACGGUGUUGCUGGAGGUGAUAACCGACCUGGCGUCCACGGUGCCGGCGCAGACGGCGGCCCACUUCCAGCCGCUGAUGGUGCGGCUGCUGCCGCUCCUCACGGCUUCCGUCACGCCACAGCCAGCAGCACAGGGGGGCACACCCGUCACACUGCCGGCACCACUCAAGGUGGCCACUGCACACAACACUCAUCCAUCCAUCCAUCCAUGUGUGCGUGUGUGUGUGUGUGGUGUAGGCUGAGACUCAGCGCAUCAGUCUGGUCAAGGCCUUCGCCGCCCUUUGCCAGGCAGUGGUGGACGGAGCAGCAGAGGGAGAGGGCAAGGAAGGACGAAUAGGUGAGCUCCACACACGGAAAGAACCACCGCACCACAUCACACAUUGUCGCCUGUCAGGUCCGCAGGGAGAGUCGCAGCCCGCGCAGCUAGUCGGCACUGCGUUAGAGGUGCUGCUGACGGGCAGCGGUCUGCAGCAGGCCAAGGACGCCCUCAACAAGGACAGCAGCGUGCGGCUCCACACACUCGAGGCACUGGGUUUCAUGGCCAGCGUCGUCACUGCGGAAAGGCUGCAGCACCACGCACAGGUACGGAACAAGCGAAUGCACGUCGGCGUGUGUCAUGAGUGCGUUGUAUGCAAUCCAUCCGUGUGUGUGUGUGUCAGAGUUUGCUGGGUCUGUUCAUCCAGCAGUGCGGCACGGCCAAGAAGGAGGCGCCCGGCGGCCCCUCACCACUACCCAUGCUACGCGGACUCGCUUCGUUCUUACACGUACCUACACACACCCGUCACUCCCCACCCAUCCAUGAGUCUCCCCUCUGUUCAUCAGAGCUGCAGCGAGUCCGAUCCCGCGGCGAUAGAGGCAUCGCUCUCGCCCCUCACGGCCUCUCUCUUCGCUUUGCUGACGCCGGUGUCCUCCGACUCCCUCUACUCGUCGCAGCCGCCGCAGUUCCACCCGUCACUGAUGCGGUGCCAGGCGGAGAUACUCAAGUGCGUCGAGGUGGUCUGGCUGGGGUGGACUGACAAUGUCCUGGGAUUCCUCCUGGGUGAGUGGUGGGUGGGUGGGUGUUCUUGAGUAGAGAGGGGGCAUGUGUUGUGGUGGUGCUGCGUGUGGUGGUUGUCCUUUCAGGCAAGCUGCAGAGCAAGCAGAAGGACGACCGGAUCGGCGCCCUCACCGUCCUCAGACACAUCGCAAGUAUGACUGACUGACCAAACACCUACACCCGACUAUUGCGUGAUUGCGUCUGUGCGUGUCAAUCACACAAUCAGGCAGCCCAUCGUGCCACCCGGCGUUGCAGGCCGACCCCAAGGAGCGCAUCGACAAGCUCCUCAACACCCUGCAGUCGCUCACCCUGGACCACCUGUACGCCACCAGCGCCCCCACCGUCGCCGACAACACCGCCGCCCUCUCCCUCAUCGAGCUCAUCGUGGCCCUCGCCACAUCCGGCUUCUUGCAGUCACCACCGUGCACCGCUGAGGAGAGAGCAAAGGAGGUCGAGGCAAAGGUGCGCUUGCACACCAUAUUUUCCCGCCCGCCGAGAUACACAAGUUUUUGGUGUGUUGUGUGCCUUCCUGACGUCAGGAAUGGCUAGUGCCGCUGAGUGCGACGUCUCAGGCGUUGCUGCAGUACAUCAUGAAGCUGGCGGCCACGUCUGAGAGCAAGCUGGAGAAGGACAAGGCGGCCACGAGGGGCAGGGAGGGGGUGGGCCUGAGGGAUCUGCGCGACAGGGCCAACCUUGUGCUCACUGGACAACUCAGUGGAGGGGCACCAAGUGAGAUGGACACUCCCACACAAGUGUGGCGCUGUGUGUGUGUGUGUGUGCAGGGUUGAUGUGGGGUUUGGCGAUAGCGGCGAUAGUGCACUCGCAGUACACGGCGGCGCUGUCAGUGCUGUGCAAGUGUGCCGGCAACAUCAUUGAGUCGGUGCAGAGGAAACGAGGACACGACUACAUGCUCAGAGCACUCAGGUACACGCCCAUGCCAUGCAGAUUGUCUGUCUGUCUGAUGGCACGCACCCAUCCGUAUGUCUGAUCAGUCUGGAGGAGAGUGUGGUGGCCCUCCCCGGGCCCCAUGUGCUGCUCUCGCGACUGUUCCUCUUUGCACACGACCCCUUCGCAAAACCUAACCAGGUCCGCACAGACACAGACACAGACAUCCACACACAUACAUACACAGGAUGUUCCCAUCAAUGUGUCGUUGUCUGUCAGGGUGUGUGCAUCUUGGAGGGUCUGCGGUCGCUGGCCCCUCUGAUCCACCCCACCGCAGCUGAGGUGUGGGAGGCGUCACCCUCGUCAAGGCUGCAGGAACUCAUCGCCAUUCUACAAGUGGGUGGGGGAACAACACCACACUGACUGGGGGUGUGCACGUCUUUGUGUGCGAGGGUGUGUGUGUGAUUAGGAGGGUCCGAGUGUGUCGAUGGUGUCCGCCAGCGGACCGACAUUGGCGGCGAUGAGCAGCACCGUGUCGCUUGGCGAGCUGCUCAAGGACUUCCAGCAGGAGGAGUGGCACGCCCUGCUCAUGCGCGAGCUGCACUACCUGCUGCAGGUGGGUAGGAACACACUGACCCAUUUUGCUUUAUCGGUGUGUGUGCGUGUGUUGGGGGGGAGUCAGUCGAUUGAUGACGGCGGGGGCUUUGCGGUGCGGCUGACGGACUCGCUGCAAAACACAUUUGGUAGGUGGGAGAGCAAAGACACACGCGCAAGACACCAUCCUGCCCCCAUCAGCCGACUACAAGUCGGAGCUGGCCAAGGCUGGCACAUCAGGAUCCAUCGAGAGCAUUCCCGACGCACACCGAUGCGGCGUCUACGGCCUGCUGGGCGCCUGCAUGAGGAACCUCAAAGGCGCCAACAUUCAAAAGGUGAGCCAGAGAGUGAGGGAGACACUGUGAUCCCUCUCUGUCUGCCCUUCUGUGUGUGUCUGUAGGUGACGGCCAUUCUGGAGACCCUUCUCGCCACCGGAGAGGCCCUCGGUGCAGACGUAUUCCGCCGCGCGUGUGCAAGGGGCAUCGGGUUUGCGGCCGCCGAGCACUUUGAUGUGGUGCUGAUGAAGCUCCAGAGCAUCGCCAAGACAGAGGCCGCCACCAAGAAGGUACCUUCUGGUGGCGGAUGGUGCUGUGUGUUCUGUGUAUGAUGGCUUUGUGUGUGUGUGCAGGCGGGCCCGUUCGCCAUCUUCGGCAAGUUCGCAGCCGUGCUGCACGCAGAGCACCUCCGUGCUACCAUCGCACUCUCACUAGGUGACUCCUCACUCCUACCACACAUAAGGACAGAUCUCUCCUUCUCUCUCCCCACGCACGACUGAUGCAUGCCAUGCAGGCUACUGCGCCAAGUACGCCCCAUGCGGCCCCCGACGGUCCGAAGCCAAGUCCGCCCCGGGAGGCCCGACGGCCGUCACACUCACCCUCCCCAUCCCACUGAGAGAAGGCUCUCCGCCCACAAAGCCCUCAGAAGGAACCACAAAGCACCAGCGAGACCUGCUGAAGAAGCUGCAGUCGCUCGUGGCGGCGCCGCUCCUGACGGCCUUGAAGGACGAGAAGGAGCCUGAGGUCUUGCUGGCGGUGGUGGGGGCGGUGCAGCUGAUGGCGAGUGCGUUUGUGGAUGAUGGCAGGGGUGGAGGGGGGGUCGGUGACAGUGGGGGGGGUGGAGUUGAGGAGAUGGCGCGGUCGCCGAGCGCGGGGAGCGGCCCGGUGAUGCACUCGCUGGUGGCCUUCAGUGGAGCCGACAAAGGUGGGUCUGGGGUGAGGCGGGCGGACACACACGCUCAUCGAUGGCGUCUCUCUCUCUGUUUGUAUGCCCGAUAGGUGGCCCUCUGGGCUCCCUGCGUGACGAGAUUCUCACAGCGCUGCUGCAAUUCAUCACGCCGCCACCAAGGUGACCUACCUAAUCACUUCCACACGCACACGCUCACAUCCUCCCCCCCUCCCUUGUGAUGUCUCUCGAUCAGCCGUGAGUCGGUGCACCCCUCCCUGAUCGCCGCCUCGGCCGUGUCCACCAACUUCAUCUCAGCACCGUCACUCGUCAUGCCCCCGUCGGCACUCAUUUCGCAGCAACAGCACCAGGCCGACGGCAAGGGGGUUGGUGAUGGCAAGGGGGGCAAGGGGGGCGGUGGUGGCAAAGACGGACAACAAGGUGGCGAUGGGGGCGUUAUGGUUGGACCUGUGACACUGACACAGCUGGUGGCAAACACGCUGGAGGCCAUCUGGUGAGUGAGUGACAGAGAGGGAGGGAGAGAGGAGGGGGUGGUCGACACACCAGAUGCAGAUCCGCAUCUCUCUCUCUGUGCGUGUGUUUGGGGGGGUUGUGUGUGUGCAGUUCGCUGAUAGCACUAGAGCCCGAGCUGAAGCCGGACCUCUUCACCACCACCCUCGACCUCUCCCUCAACAUCCUCCGCCAGGCCAUCCCGCCACAGUCCACAACUCUAUCUGUCCCAGCACCUCCCGCCCCCACAGCGGCAGACAAAGAGAAGACCGUCCAGCAGCAACAGCAGCAACAGCAACAGCCGGUCAGAGCGUCGCCCACGUCCUCUCAGAGCUGCCCGUUCAACAGCGGUGGUGGUGGUGUGGGUGGAAGGGAGAGCCUUGGUGAGAUGUAUGAGCAGAGCGACGCUGUCUUCAAGGAGUGCGUGCGGGGCGUGGUAGCCGUCGUGACGUCCCUCGUGCUGCACACCAACUCGUGGCUCGGCGUCUCAAGGCUCAUCCUGGUGCGUGCUGCACACACACAGACAGAAUGCAGCCACACACCACGUGUCACACGUGCUGUGGAAUGCAUUUCUUUGAUCGGUCAGGCAGUGCAGUCCAUUGGGGCGAAUGGCCCCAACCCGUUCCUCCGAUGGACCUGCACACACCUCCUCUACUCGGUAUCCAAAGAGGCCCCCAUCGUCAGCCUCUCCCCCCCGCCCCCCCCCGGCCCCAUCGUCGCGCAGCACCGGCGAGGCAGCGCGCCACACAUGCAGCCCAAGGAGGGCUUUGGCCCUCAACCUGGUCAGGGGACGCUGCUGCCGCCUUCGUCGCUCUCACCUUCACCACCUUCGCCCGCGCCGCUGCACGCGGCCACUGUGGCUGACCUGUCGGGUGUGGCUGCUGCUGAAUCGGCUGACUCCAGUCCUGGUACACACCCAUGCACACAUCCAGUCUGACUCUCUCUGUCUCUGUGUGUGUGUGUGUGUGCAGAUAAGUCCUCCCAGAGCACCACGACGGCAGGAAGCGGCAAGGGUGUGGCAGUGGUCGACCGCCCCACACCCACACCCACCCCCACAUCGGUCACACUGCGUGAGAGCCACCACCAGCAAUGGGGCGAGUGGUGUGAGUCGGUGGCGUUAGUCAUCCCGCGGCUGGGCGACGGCUGGGACGAGAUCGCCGUCAUGGGGGUGGAGACGGUCAACCAGCUGCUGGCCAGGUGCCCUUGGACCAAGGAGGCAUCCAUCGCACUACCCCUACCUCAUGGUGCAGCAGCAGCUGGUGACGAGCAGCAGAGGGAUCGUGAGAGGGAGGCUUCUCCACUGCCCCCGCCUGCUGAUGAGCAGGGACAGGCUUCACCCUCAGUGUCGUUCGGCGACCUCGGUAUGAAUGGAUGGAUGGAUGGAUGGACGGACGGACACACUCACUCAUGUGUGUGUCUGGUUCUGGGCGUAGGUGUGCUGACGGAGCCAGUCACGAUAACAUCACCUCCUGACGGCAGCAGCCCCCAGCCUCCCCCCUCUGUCGUGUCCAGCCCGGUAGAGCAGAUAUCAGACAUUCUGGUCCGUUCGGUGCCGCGCGAGUGCGUGGCGCCCCUGGUGCAGCACCUGAUGCUAGGCAUGCAGGACAGCGACGAGGGAGCCGCAAAGGCCGCCAUGGAAACUCUCGGGGCCAUCCUGCAGGCACGCAGGAGACUCACACACACACACAGGGGAGAAAAGGCGAGAGUGGCGUGCACCAUUUGUGUGUGUGGUGUGGUGUGUGCAGGCGCGCUGCACCCAGCUGAGUGUGGAGUCUGCCCGCAAGCUGGUGACGACGAUGUUGGACGAGGUCCGGAAGGUCAAGGCGCGGGAGGUGACCCACCAGGCGCUGCUGUCCGUGCGGAUGCUCGCCACACACCACUUCCAGGCAUGGCAUGGCAUGGCAUGGCUGUGCAGACACACACACACACAUCCAUCUGCCGGUGCGCCAUGUGUCGUCCGUGUGUGUGUGUGUAGGCGACUGUGGCCGAGUUGAUCGACAGGGGUCCGGAAUAUGACGACGCGCACCUGGGCGUGUUCGAAGUCAUCGCACGGUGUGUAUGGCAUAAGCAGACACCACACAGCCACACACACCAACCCCCCCCUCCCCACACACACACGUGUGCCGUCCGUCCGUCCGUCGUGGGCGGUACCUCUUAUGUGUCAGUGAGCGCCCUUUGCUGCUCAAGACGCUGAGCCACCUGACGGACACCAUCAACAACUCUGACCCAGGCGACGCCAACACGCCAAACAAACUGGUGCUAAGCGCGACGGCUGCCGUCGGUACGCCCACAUCGAAACAAACAAGGGGAGAGAGAGUGCUCCAUGGCUCCACAUGUCCACCAUGCGUGUGUGUGUGCAGCGCAUCUGUUCGGUGUGGACGACUCUACGGUCCGCAGCGUGGUGCGCAAGUACCUGCCUGAGCUGCUCUCGACCUUCCUCCUCCGCAUCGGCACCACUGCCGGCGGAAUCGGCACCGACACAGCCAUACACGUCAGCCACCACAUCCAUCCAUCCAUCCACACACACACACACAUGCACACACACGCAGAAUGUGUGUGUGUCAUCAGGCGUUGGGCAACUUCCUGCGGGCGUCGCAGCAGACGUCGCUGUCGGCCGCUGUGGAGCGGAGGGGGCUGUUGGCCAAGUGCCGCGAGAGCUACGACGAGGGCAUAGCCGACGUCGCAGCCAUGUUCUUCAAGUCAGCCACGACACACACUCGAAUGCUCGUCUGUGUGGUUUCUGAAUGGGUGUGUGGGUGGAUGGGUGGAUAUCGGUGCAGGCACUACCCCGACGGCCGUCCGGGUGUGUUUCGGUUCGUGGAGCCCUUCCUGGGGAGGGAAAUACUCGGCCAUCGGGUGGGCGCAACGGCCACCCUCGCACAGCUGGUCUUCUUCACAGAACCGUCCGAACACCAAAACGACAGGAAAAGCACCAAACUGGUCAGCGAGCCAACAGAGAGAGAGAGAGGGAGGGAGGGAGGAAGCGUCUCUCAUUCCGUCUCGUGUGUGUGUGUGUGCGCGCAGACGCAGGGAGACGUGGACCGUCUGAUGUCGUGUCUGCUCGACCGCACGCAGGACGCCGCCCCAGUGGUGCGCAAGCACGCCUACCGCGCCAUGAGCCUGGUGGCCUACGUCUGGUACAAGACAGCCAAGACCAGCAUCUCCAGCACCGUCACCACACUCCCAGGCGUCCCUCACGCCCACAUUGACACGGACUCCCCCACCGAGACACCGCUGGGGACUAUGCAGCGGGGCGCAACGGCUCCGGCGUCAUAUUCGAGCUGCGAUGAGGGGUCGCCUUCGUCGAUGGCGAGUGGUGGUGGGAGGGAGGAGGGUGGGGCCGAGGAGAGCAAUGGGUCUGGGGACGUGGGCGUGCCCGACAUGGACAAUACCGCCACACAGGUGAGUGCCCGACUCACAGGUCAGUCAGUCUAUCCCUGUGUGGAUUCUGUGUGUGAUUUGUUGUGUGCAGGUGUUGGAGUGUCUGUUGGGCGGGCUGGAUGACGGCAGUGGCGUGUGUGUGGUGGAGGCGCUGAGGGGUCUGCAGCGGUGCUGUGCCGUCCCCCCGCCCUCCCUCGAGUGGGCAGAGAUGCUCGUGGGCGCGGCGGGGCAGCUCACGAACAUACUCAACCACCAGGAGUGGUCUCUGCGAAGUGGCGGGUUUGACCUGUUGUCUCGCCUGGGCACAGCUGUCAUCAAGUUCGACAUCCCACCACCGACAUCACCCACAUCACCCACAGCAGCAGCAGCAGCAGCUGAUGGCGACAAAGGCAAUGGGGACACGAAAGACGCCCUCAGGUUGACCCUGCAGCGGCACUUCCUGACGCACCUCGUGUGUGUCCUGGUGAGUCAGUGAAAGUGGAAGGGGCAACAACACACACGUGCACUUGGAUGGAUGUGUGUGUGUGUGUGUGUCUGUCAUUGACACAGGUGAGGUUAGAGGACCCGAGCAACGCGGUGAGCGCGGCGGCCUUCCAGUGCCUGCAGGCCUACAGCACAGCCGGGCUCCUGGCCGACCACAGACACAGCAGCGGACAGCAGGACGGCGAGACGACACGGACACGGACACAGACAGAGCAGCCGAGUGAGGAGCUCUAUCGGCUGCUGCAACGGAGGACCGACGAGCGCCUCACACCCGACGUAAAGAAACCUGCAUGCCCCCACCCAUCCCCAUACCCCUCCGUGCGUGUGUGUGUGUGUGUUGAUGUGUGUAGGAUUUCCUGACGGCAUUGAGCCCCCUAGUCCUGCAGCUGGCCCACUCCUUCCCCGACAACAACGCACCAGCACCGCCACACGCGCCCCCGCCGUCCGAUCUCGCCGGCGUGACAUCGAUGGUCAAGCUGGCCUGCCAGCUGGUAUACGACUGCAGCAGAUACUUCCACCCGUCAUGCCACGAGCACGACUUGCCUGACCACCAUGAGCAUCAAGGGGCGGACGGCGACCCGGGGGACGCGGCGGUGAACGGGCUCGCCAACACGGCUGUUAGCGCCUUCCAGGUCACACACACACAGGGACAGAGAGGGAGCGAUGGAGAAUAGGAAUUCGUCUAUCCGUGUGUGUGUGUGCAGGUGUCAGUGACUGCGGCGUCGUGCAGCGCUGCCGUGGCGCUCAUCCGUGCGGCCUUCCACAUGCAGCGCGAGAUGGAGCAGACCCACCCCGAAUUUGUCUGCGUUGAGCCAGGCGGCCGGGGCAGCCGGCGGGGCACCGGCAACCACCCCACCACAGCCACACAGCAGGCGAUGCUGAGCGAGCAGACAGAGGCCGAGUGGGAGGCAUUUGACCGCACGCAGAAGAGGUUUCUCGGCAUGGCCGUAGCCACCUGCAGGUGACCCUUCCCCACCUACGCACCCACACCCACACAGACACAUCUCAUGUGUGUGGACGGAUGUGUGGUCGCAGGCGCUUGCUGCGCAUGUUGGCGAUUCCUGAUACCGUGCUGCGCGGUCGCAUAGCGCGGCUGCUGGGCCAUCUGCACGUGUUGAGCGAGAUGGAGGACAUGGACGAUAUGGCAGACGCUGAGGGCCAUGAUGUCGAUGAAUGACACACAGAGCAAGUAGAGCCGAGUCAAGUGAGCCGAGUAGGUCGAGGCAAGAGCUGCUGUGGCAUCAUUUUCAAGCGUCGAGCGUCGUAGAGAGGCUGCCGUUCCUUCGUUUCUUUCUUUCUUUCUUUCUGUCUUCCUUCGCUGCAUGGCCGCCCAUCCCAUCGAUGGGUGAUUGAGUAGACGAGAGCCGGGCAGUCGCUCGUCCGUGUGUAGAAAGGAGAGAAAAGGUCCGACGGUGGGGAGGGGCGGGGUAUCUUAUCUAUCUGCCUAGGUGCGUUAGGUGUGUGUACAGGUGAGUGGGCGAGGCUGGCUGGGCGGCUGUCUGUCUGUCUGUCUGUCCGGCAAUCGCUCCAAUUCUUACCUUCUCGUCCCGUCUGUCUGUCUGGUGUAAAUAAAUACAUAUGGAUCUGACUGGCCGAUGCCUGCCUUCCAUUUGUCAUCCAUUUGCCCCCCCUCUCUCUCCCUCCCUCUCUCUCUCUCUGUGUGUGUGUGUGUCUGUGUGUAUUGAGUGAUGCGACAGCCAGACAGGAAACAGAGAUGCGAUGCCAUGGGAUGAGCGGACCCUUGGUGCCCCCACGGCGUGUGAAUGCCUAGGAGAUACAUUUUUCUGUUUCCAUGACUGCAUU
Messenger RNA from Vitrella brassicaformis, 10906 nucleotides. The record is from the annotation of a GenBank genome assembly. Lineage: Eukaryota; Vitrellaceae.